CAACAAAAUAUUUUCUGGUCGAAAUUUAUAAAGCCACGGGGACGGCACGAAAACCGUUUAUUGUAUUUUUAGGAACCGUUUAAUUCAUAUCUUACCGCGAUCGUCAAAAUGCGGAAUACAUACCUUUCCGUUCUCAUAUGCGCCUCCUGCAUUUGUGCUUGUGCCGCGGUGCCAGAUAGCUAUUCCGGGGAUGUCCAGAACUCGAAUUCAUUGGAUUUCGGCAAUGACAGUGGAGCCUAUAACUAUAAUCCGCCGCCCAACAACAACUACCUUCCUCCUGCCACGCCCGCACCCGAGUAUCUGCCGCCGCCCAACAAUGGAUAUCAAUAUAACCCGCCUCCAAACAACAAUUACCUGCCACCUCCGCCUGAAUAUGGAGCACCGCCUCUAGGUUAUCCCCAGUACGGUCCACCGCCUCCUCCUUUCUAUAAGCCAGCUCCCCCAAUGCCCUAUUCGCACGACUCUUGGUUUCUGGAAAAACUAAAGUCCAAGAUCAACCUGUAUACGCUUGGAAAGAUCUUGAUAAAGCUCUUGAUAUUCAAGAAAAUUGUCAAGUUCAUUGGCUUGAUUUUCUUGCUGUUGGUAGUGCCAAAACUGAAGAACCUCUUCAAAGAAGAUAUGAUGUCUUCGGGGUCCGGCGAAAGUGACGGUGACGGAAUGGAAAGUAAAUUUGUGGAAACCGAUAAGGAUAAAUUAGCGCAACAAAUCGAAGAUCUGUAUGAUUUUGUAAUAAAUUCGAUAGAGAAUUUUGAAGGAAGGAGAUCGUAGAAGAAAUGGACCAAAAUUAGUUUAUAGAGUAUUGUUAAAAAUUGUAUUACAGCUUGAUUAUUUAUUUGUUAGAGUCUUUCUCAUAAAUAAACUUAUUUGUAUGUGGAGAGGCAGCUUUUAUUUAAUUGUGGGGUAAGAUU
Molecule: messenger RNA, 908 nt
Organism: Drosophila kikkawai
Lineage: Eukaryota; Metazoa; Arthropoda; Insecta; Diptera; Drosophilidae
Source: RefSeq, a predicted model, not a curated record